UUAUGCAUGGUUCUAAUAAAAGUCUCAGACAUAUCCAACGAAGCUAGGCCUAUGGAUGUCGCCGAACCCUGGCUAGAUAAGCUGUUGCAAGAGUUCUUCAAGCAGAGCGACGCAGAGAAACUUGAAGGUUUACCUGUCACUCCGUUCAUGGAUAGGGAGAAGAUCACCAAACCAUCAUCGCAAUGUUCAUUCAUAGGGUUUGUUCUACUACCUUUGUUUGAGGCUUUGGGAGAUUUAUUCAUUGAGCUCCAGGAUCUCAUCAUUCAACCCGUACGUGAAGCUCUAGAUUAUUAUAGAAGACUUAAUGAAGCAACGAGGGAGGAAAGACUGCAUCGUAAAAGUAUCGUAGAAUUAGUCGAUCAUCAAAAUACUCCAUCAUCUCAAAGUCCAGAUAGCGGAGCGUCAGUGCCAAAAUCGAAUUCCACCCUCAACAUCAAAAUGAAGAAGAGUUUGAGUUUCCAACAGACUCGGUCCAGAUCCCGUUCAACAGACGAGGACUCAACAGAUCCUGACGUCGUCUCUGUUAUCGAUGAAGGCCAGAGUCUCGAAGAUGUCCAAGAAGCCCCGGAAAGUACGGACUCGGAAAAUUCAGAAACAGCCAAUGAAGUCGAAGUCUCCGAGAGAGCUCUCAAAUUUAAAAUAUCCACAGAGAGCAGCAUAUCGGCAACGGGUAGGAAAAGCUAUCCCGGAUCGAGGAAAGGUAGCAGAGAAAGAGUACAACACCUGAAUCAUUCCGAGAUCGCGAGGAUGGUCCAGAAAGGAAAGCUGAGAUGUGGUGGCUUGAGUUUCGAUCAACACUGCCUGGUUGGCAACAAAAAACUAUCAUUCGACCCGCCGGAGUUUUUAGACGAGUACGCUUUGACGCUGAAGAAGAAAUUCGAAGAGGGACUCGCCAAUCAGGCAGGUAAUGGAGAAAACUACGAGAACAGCCAUGGCGGGGAAUACAUCCUCUCCAAAGAAACCCUCAAUCUCAACAAGAAAAACUCCGAACACUCUACGAAGAUUCCAUCUAUCGCCGAAGAGAAAAAGAGCAUUCUGAAAUGUAGUGACAACAAAAGUUUCACGAACGCAGAAAAAUUGAAGAUGAAUAACAGCCUGCAGCUUGACGAAGACUCCGACUCGUUAUCCAAGGAAGAAGGGCUGGUGUGUCCUAAUAAUACGCGGGAAAACAGUAUUAAAAAUUGUACGGGACAGUCAGUGGGUAAAACAAGUGAUAGUUCAAACAGUAUUCAUGUGCAGAACGACGGAGUGCCGGGCGAAGCGAAAUCUAACCGGUCGAUUUUCUCGCGGUUCCGCCAGUUCACGGACCGAUUCGGCUUGUCGACUGACAAGGUGAAAGCUAAAAAUAACAAUUGCGCCACGCACAAAGGAAAGGACAAGGGUAGAUUAGACAAGGGUUGGGCGUCCGAUGCGGCAGUGGACGAGCUGGAUCAGAACGCAGACCUGGAAAAUCAAUCUCUUCCGUCUACUUCUCAGAUCCAGAGCAACUGUGCGAGCCCCAACUUCGGUAAUGUCAAGGAUGGAGGAACGCCGCCGAGGAAAAAGGGGUCCUCUGAUCAGUUCCGAGGCGAUUCCCUUGGAAACGAUAUCGACGUGGUGGACAAAUGUAUCGCCAAACUGAACGAAAUCAAAAGAGAGGAGGUGAUGCUUUCGGCGGAAAAAGACUUGAAUUUGAUAUGACAAGACGUUAACCCUCCUGAAAGGGAAUGUUUCACCAGAUAUAUUUUCUGUCGUUGUUGUAAAUAUAAAUCAAUUCAUAGAGAAAAUGUGUAGGCGAGGUCCCGUCGCACUCUGUCAAUUCAACGCUUUCAACUUAUGAAAUGGGUUUUAUCGGAAAUUUUUUUGAUGUUUGGGGUUCUCUCACAAUAACUUUGAUAUUUCUCAGAAGUGAAAAAUAUUACUGUUGGAACAGACUGGAGGAAUUCGGACACUGACAGCUUGAAAAUAAAUCGGAUAACGAUAGUUUUGAUCGAAGUUUUUUGUUCAAAAUCAAUAUAUGUUCUUUCCGAACGACAUCCGAAGAAAAUAUUUUGAAUCCAUACAUUUAUACCUCCAUAUUAGUCAAUAUGGAUUUUAUAGUCAGUUGACUAGUUCGGUGAUCGAAUAAUUUUUCUGAAGAAAAAUUAGUUGGAUGACAGGAUCAAUUUCUCUUAAAAAAACAAUUGUUUUUUUGCCGACGUUUCGAAUUUGAUCAAAUUAUCCUUCGGGGCUCUGUAACAAUGA
Molecule: messenger RNA, 2223 nt
Organism: Leptinotarsa decemlineata (Colorado potato beetle)
Lineage: Eukaryota; Metazoa; Arthropoda; Insecta; Coleoptera; Chrysomelidae
Gene: Pde9
Product: Phosphodiesterase 9
Biological process (GO): signal transduction
Molecular function (GO): 3',5'-cyclic-nucleotide phosphodiesterase activity
Source: RefSeq, a predicted model, not a curated record